Molecule: messenger RNA, 1606 nt
Organism: Loxodonta africana (African savanna elephant)
Lineage: Eukaryota; Metazoa; Chordata; Mammalia; Proboscidea; Elephantidae
Gene: LAYN
Product: layilin
Exons: 7
Coding region: 220-1323 (367 amino acids)
Molecular function (GO): hyaluronic acid binding
Source: RefSeq, a predicted model, not a curated record
CAGUGGGCAAACUUCGCCGGAAGGGCUCACCAAUUAGCUCCCACGUCCCGCCCACUGGGGGAGGCAGCCCCGGAGGCGUUGGGAGCAGUGGGAACCUUGCCUGUUACUACAGUUCGCCUCUUGGGGGAGGAUGGCUGGAUCCAGUGCCUGAAAUGAGAGCGCUUAGAGAUCGGGAAAGAAGCCUAGUUAGGGCGGACAAGCCCCGCCUGACUCCCGGCAAUGACUCUGCUUCCUUUCUCUUGUCGUUUCACUGUAGCCCCAGACUUGGACCUCGGAGGAGGGCAGCCAGUCUGCCAGAGAGGAACUCAGAGGCCUUGUUAUAAAGUCAUUUACUUCUAUGAUGCUUCUCGAAGACUGAACUUUGAAGAAGCCAGAGCAGCCUGCAGGAGGGAUGGGGGCCAGCUAGUCAGCAUCGAGUCUGAAGAUGAACAGAGACUGAUACAAAAGUUCAUCGAAAACCUCUUGGCUUUUGAUGGUGAUUUCUGGAUUGGGCUCAGGAGGCGUGAGGAGAAGCAAAGCAACAGCACACCCUGCCAGGACCUUUAUGCUUGGACUGAUGGCAGCACAUCAAAAUUUAGGAACUGGUACAUGGAUGAGCCAUCCUGUGGCAGCGAGGUCUGUGUGGUCAUGUACCAUCAACCGUCAGCACCUGCCGGCAUCGGGGGCCCCUACAUGUUCCAGUGGAAUGAUGACCAAUGCGACAUGAAGAACAAUUUCAUUUGCAAAUAUUCCAACGAGAAACCAACAGCUCCUUCUACAAGGCCUAGAGGUGACAGAACAGAGCCAGCAACCCAGCAAUCCGUAAUUCCAGAAGACACACAGAGAGAAGAUGCCAAAGAAACAUUUAAAGAAAGCAAAGAAGCUGCCUGGAAUCUUGUCUACAUCCUAAUCCCCAGUGUCCCCCUUUUCCUCCUCCUUGUGGUCACCACAGUUGCAUGUUGGGUUUGGAUCUGUAGAAGGAGAACACGGGAGCAGCCAUGCCGUAGCACAAAGGAGCAACACACUAUCUGGCCAUCUCCCCACCAAGGAAAUAGCCCAGAUCUGGAGGUUUAUAAUGUCAUAAGAAAACAAAGUGAAGCUGACUUAGCUGAGACCCGGCCAGACCUGAAGAAUAUUUCAUUCCGCGUGUGUUCAGGAGAAGCCAUUCCUGACAACAUGUCUUGUGACUACGACAACAUGGCUGUGAACCCAUCUGAAAGUGGGUUUGUGACCCUGGCGAGCACAGAGAGUGGAUUUGUCACCAAUGACAUUUACGAGUUCUCCCCAGACGUAAUGGGAAGGAGCAGGGAGUCUGGAUGGGUGGAAAAUGAAAUAUAUGGUUAAUAGAAUGCAUGAAAAAAAAAUUGAACAAGAAUGGGAAAGAAAAAAAGAAACAGAAUUCUAUUUUCUACAAAGGAAAAGCUCAGAAGCUCUACAAAAAUGCUUAGCUUGGUGAAACUCUCAGAUAAGGCCUUGGGAGUGAGCAUGUGAUCCCCACUGGCAUGUGAUCCCAAAGUUUUGACGGCCCCUUAUUCCAGCCUCUCACCCAGCUCGACCUUAUAAGAAAGCACCUUGCUCAGGGUCUGGCACGCAGUAGACUAUCAAUAAAUGUUGAUUGUAUUGAUUA